Molecule: messenger RNA, 750 nt
Organism: Hibiscus syriacus
Lineage: Eukaryota; Viridiplantae; Streptophyta; Magnoliopsida; Malvales; Malvaceae
Product: probable aquaporin PIP2-2
Exons: 3
Coding region: 1-747 (248 amino acids)
Biological process (GO): transmembrane transport
Cellular component (GO): plasma membrane
Molecular function (GO): water channel activity
Source: RefSeq, a predicted model, not a curated record
AUGAUCAAGCAAAGGGAACACGUGGCUAAGGAUAUCGAGACGACGGCGGAGCAAGGCGGAGGCGAGUUCUCAGCCAAGGACUACCACGAUCCACCGCCAGCACCAUUGAUCAACUUCGACGAACUCACCAAAUGGUCGUUUUAUAGGGCGUGUAUCGCCGAAUUCAUUGCCACCCUUCUUUUCUUGUAUGUCACGGUGCUGACCGUGAUCGGUCAUAAAGUCCAAACCGACCCGGCCAAGAACACCGUUGACCAGGACUGCGGUAGCGUUGGCAUUCUCGGUAUUGCUUGGGCUUUUGGUGGCAUGAUCUUCAUCCUCGUUUACUGCACCGCCGGUAUCUCAGGGGGACACAUCAACCCGGCGGUGACGUUUCGACUUUUCUUGGGGCGUAAGGUAUCGCUGAUCCGAGCCAUCAUGUACAUGGUGGCUCAGUGCUUGGGUGCAAUCUGCGGCUGUGGGUUGGUCAAGGCUUUCCAAAAGACUUACUACAACAGCUACGGUGGUGGUGCCAACGAGCUGCAACCGGGCUUCAACAAGGGCACCGGCUUCGGCGCUGAAAUCAUCGGCACCUUCGUUCUCGUCUACACCGUCUUCUCGGCCACCGAUCCCAAGAGGAGCGCCAGGGACUCCCAUGUUCCUGUGCUGGCACCGCUCCCAUCGGAUUCGCCGUGUUCAUGGUUCACCUUGCCACAAUCCCCAUCACCGGCACCGGCAUCAACCCUGCAAGGAGCUUUGGAGCUGCUGUGAUUU